AAUCAAACGCGGUCAUGUGAUGGAGGGGAGGUACCGGGCUGGCGCCCAGCCAGUGGCAGGAGCUGAUGGGUGGAACAAACGGGGCAUAAAAAGACUAAUAUGACUAACGGAUCCUGGCUGCGUGGUACCCUUAUUUGGAUCUACAGGAAUGUGGGCUCUAGCAGUUCUGCGGCUCUACCAGCCUUUUGCCUGACACUGGAACUGCUGCUCACAAAGUAGAAUCCUGCUGCUCUGUGGUAGGAAGGCUAGAGAAAGAACAUGGCCUGCAUUCUGAAGAGAAAGUCUGUUGUUGCUGUGAGUUUCAUUGCAGCAUUCCUCUGUCUGAUCAUCGUUCGUCUCACCAAUGAAGUAACUUUCCCUUUGAUUCUAAACUGCUUUGGACAAACCAGUGUCAAGUGGAUAUCAUUUUCUAACGGCCAAAGGCAGCCUCUGAGAACUCACUAUGGAUAUGUAAACGUGAAGACACAAGAGCCUCUACAACUAGAUUGUGAUCUCUGUGCCAUUGUUUCAAACUCAGGACAGAUGGCUGGCCAGAAGGUGGGAGCUGAGAUAGACAAGUCCUCGUGCAUAUGGAGGAUGAACAAUGCUCCCACAAAGGGCUACGAGGAGGAUGUUGGGAAGAGGACAACCGUAAGAGUGGUCUCUCACACGAGCGUGCCUCUCCUACUCAAGAAUCCCGAGUACUUUUUCAAAGAAACCAACAGCACUGUUUAUGUAAUUUGGGGACCUUUUCGAAACAUGAGGAAGGAUGGAAAUGGCAUUGUGUACAACAUGCUGAAGAGAACUGUUGACAGCUACCCAACUGCCAAAAUCUAUGUGACAACAGAGAAGCGCAUGAGUUACUGUGAUGCAGUGUUCAAGAAGGAGACAGGAAAAGACCGAGUCCAGUCAGGUUCAUAUCUCAGUACGGGUUGGUUUACCUUAAUUUUGGCUAUGGAUGCCUGCUAUGGAAUUCACGUCUAUGGGAUGAUAAAUGACACCUACUGCAAGUCAGAAGGCUUUCGUAAAGUUCCCUACCACUAUUACGAGCCAGGAAGAGAUGAGUGUGAGGAAUACUACCUGCAUGAAAAUGCUCCAUAUGGAGGCCAUAGGUUUAUCACGGAAAAGAAAGUAUUUGCUAGAUGGGCCAAGAAACACUCAAUAGUAUUUACACACCCCAACUGGACAGUGUCUUGAUAGUGGUUUUCUUAACUCUCCCUUAAUAGCAUAAUAUUACAAAAAUGUCUCAGUUUACAAUAAUUCUGCUUACAUCUGGCAGGCCUUUCUCAGCCUAAGUAACGCUAAACUAAAAAGUAGAAGACAAAGAAGGUGAUGGUUCAGUAAGCAAAAUUGAUCAAACUGUGGAAGGCAGACACAUGGCUUGUUAUUUCUUAGGGUUUUACUCCACAUAAUGCACUUUAUACUUUAACUGGAUUUUACUUCAGUAGUUAAAGGCGGAUGAGAUUUCCUGUAUAUACAGGUGCACACAGGGAACAUGGUGGUUCUUUAAAACUUAUUCAGUAUCUUAGUUAAUUAAAAUUUGUAUUUGCAACUCAUUUGCAGUACUGAUAGUAUUGCAGCACUAGUUCCAUUUGCAGUAUGGAGAAUAUUCCACAAAGGAAAUAUGAAGAAAUAUACAGACCUCCAAGGUCUGCUUGUCUUAUUAUGAGUAAGCAAAUGUUAGGAAACCACCUAAAUACAUUGAUACAUGUGAGCACUUGCAUAUGCGGUAAAAUUAGAGAUGAGCUAGACGUGGUUCUUGAACUGCACACAACUUUCCACAUUUUUUUCCAGCAACACUGGACUUAGCAAAGACUGUGUGCUGCAGCCCACACCAAACCUUUGCCUGUUGUAACUAUCCUGCUGUCAGGAUCCAGGUGUGUUAAGGUUGGCACAUGAACAUCUCCAGUUGUGCCUUUGAGUUGCUCCAACAUCCAAAUACUCGUAUUUUGACAGUAUUGCCUUUGCAGCCAUAACAACAAUUCCUCUCUCCACUUCUCCAUCUUUAAAAAUGGGGACAGUAUCUAUCUACCUCACAAGGGAAUUGUGAGGAUUAAUUUAAGUCCAUAAAGCACGUUGCUGAUAAAGAAUGCUACGGCAUUUAUUCUUAACACAAAAGCAAUGGUACCUGUCAUUUAUUCUUGUCUGUUGGGUAUUUGAAGAAAGUGAUGGCAUGUCUGGAUAUGAUGGCAGAUUACUCUGUGUGUCCUCGUUCCUACUGAGGAUAAUUUGUAAUAGUUCCCUCAGCUUGCAUUGCUUCAAAUGGAGUUGAAAGAACUAACCACCUCCCAGUGUUAUCUACACAUCAAGAAGCAGUUCAAGAAUUUUAAAAUAUACUCAUCUCUAGUUGAAAUAUGUGUUUCCAAGCUUAUUCUCAUGGAAAGUUUUCAAGAGCAGCAGACUCAUUCUUAAUAUGACCAUAAUUCAACUAAGCAUGUGAGUUUUAUUUAAACUGUAUUUAAAUUAAUGCUUUAAGUUUAGAAUGUGUCCUAAGAAUAUUUUAACAUCUGGAAUGUCAGAUUCAACACUGUAAUAGCCAAUACUGUGAACACUUGAAAGAGUUAUGUGUGGAACAUGACACACAGGGUUUACUCAUGCUACUUUAACAUUAAACAAUAGGAAACUUUGUAUGCUUUUGUAAAUCAUAAAAAGGGGAAGUAAAAAAGAUAUUUUUACAUGUAAGUAUUUGUAUACUAUUUCCUAUUGUAUAUUUGUACAUAUAAAUCUAUAUUUUAUAUGCUCAUAGCAUAUAUAUAUAUAUUCUCAUCAUCAGCUGCAACUCUUAUAGGAUGGGGACAAAAACUCUUUACCAGUGUUACUCCUCCUGGUCAUUGGUUUCCUGUUCCUGUUGGUAGGUGAUACUAGGGUAUAAUCUCUCUUGCCCUUUGUAUUGUCUACUGUAAAUGCAGCUUUCUGAUUUUAUUUUUAAUAUAGCUCAGCUUUCACUGCUUACUUUAGUGCUUUAAGUGUUCAUGCUGGUUAGACAAAGGCUGGGGCCAUUCCUAUGAUCAUGGAUGAAUACCUAUAUUGAAAUACAGGCUCUGUUCCACAUUCGUGUGACUUGAUAUCUCACCUUCCUGCUUGGAGAAAGAGAACAAUAAUACUUUCCUACUCCCUGUCUUGACUGACUUUCUUUUAAGCUCUUGAGACAGAUAUUCUCAUUUGCAAUGUAUUUGUAUAGUGCCUUGCAGAAGAGGUGCCCAACAUAUCCGAAGGCUACAGGCAAUGUACAAGCAAUAUUUUUAAACUGGCUGUUUCUUGUCCCUGGAGUUUACAAUCAAUCGUAGGCUAAUACAGCAUGGGAUGAAAUCCAGAGGGGAAAGGGUCAUGGAUGCAUGAAGGGUUGUAGUAGCAAAAGACUGUGAGCUAGAUUUAUUGCUAUAUGCAUAUUCAUCUUUUCAGUUUAGAUGGAUGGCUGGAUAGACAGAAAGCUAAUAAGGAAAUUGUAAUGAAGGAUUUGAAGAAUGCAGGGCACACAGAAAAAGGGACAAUGUUCCACAUAUUUUGUACAGGGAAACAUAGGACAACCUAUAGCUCCCCUGUGAGAAGAGGAGGUGAAAAAGAGAAUAUCAGUUAAAUUGAUCUUGUGUUUAGAAGGUAUUUGGGUUAAGAGAAAGUUACAAUGAAAGUGCUGCACACAAAAGUGCAGUUGGGCUUGGACCCAUGAGAAAUGUUCUUACAAAGCAUAGACUUUAUCCCAGCAAGCACAGCAUCAGGAUUCAGCCUGAGUUGUGUUUGCAUGCAAGACCAUUUUUAAGCCUGAGAAUUUUUUUUAAGAUAAUUAAGGCAUGCCAAACUACCAUGAAUGUGUUGUAAAAUAUGUGCUUCAUCAUGCAGCUCUUUGUAGAGUGCUUGCAUGCUGUAUGAAACAAUAUCUCGUGCUAUGGCUAGCUAAGAAAUAUGUAGCUCUAAGAACAGCUAAAUGUACAGCAAAAAUGAGAAUGUCAUUAAGAGUGCAGUUGUCACAGAGCAAAAGUAAAAGUGUUGCUCUCUUUUUGUAGAGGGGCUUGGAUGUGCAGUGAGAUCCACUUUUAGAAACAUUGCAGCAGACUUCAUUCACAGUAGAGUAAAUGAACAUCAGUUCCCUUAUUUAAAUGAGACUGUCUUUAGCAUAAACUAAACAUAUUUGCAUGAUUUUUAUUAUAUGAGUAAGGAACUGUGACCGCUGUGUUAAAGAUAAUUCUACAAAGAAAUGACUUUGUAGGAAUUUGUUAAAAAUCAGCAUUGUGGUACUGAAGAAAAAAAAUUCAAUGCUUGGCUGUGCAGUAAGAAACCUUGAUGAUUCACCUUCUGAGAGCAGUUAAGACAUCAGUUGAGAAUCAUUUAUUAAUUCUUUGAAAUAAAGCCUACUACAGUUUACCUGAAUGUAAUCAGAUCCUAAUUGCUUAUUCAUUCAGGCAGUCCUAUUUUAAUCAACUAGUUAUGUGUAUAAAACAAGCAAGGAGUUUACCAUGGGUUUUCAAAAUAGAUCUUCCCAUUGCUGCUAAUAGAGGGAUACUUACAGAUGAUUUGGCUUUUUUUCCCCAUCAGUCAGCUAAGUAGUCAUCAAAUAUUUCUUUUGUAAUUUAGUUGGUUGUUGAAAAGACACUUUUAAAAAUAUACAUUUUUGGCUUGCCAUAGCCUUAGUUUUGAUAAAAGUUUAAAUUUUAAUAUACUUUCUGUUGCAGUACCUUCUGAUUUAUAUUUUUCCAGGAAAAAAAAAAAAAGAGAUCUUAAAUAAGAGCAGAAUUUUUCUAAAUCUUUUUGACUAGCUAAUUACCAAUUCACAGUUAAUUAACUGAAUAAUGAAAAAAAUUAUUUUUGUUUUCCAAACAGAUACAGCAGACACGAUCCCAACCUUCUCAUUCCCCCCAGAUGUCCAGAUUACUUCCCUCUUAUACCAUGGCCUCUUCACAGAAAGAAAGCAGUAGUGUAUGUAUCCAGCCAAAUUCCCUUCCCAUCUGGGCUGGGAGGCUCCAUCUGCAGACUGCUUGUAUCAGUUACAGCAGUAAGCAGGAAGGGCUGAGGAAGAGUUCUACUGAGGAGCAGAUGGUGUUCCAACUUCUAAAAAAUGUCCCUAAAAUGUUUGAGGAGUGGAGUACCAUUGAUCUCUCCUGCAAAUACUUUCCCAAAUACUCUGUUUCUUAGUGUGCCAUUAGCUCCUAUCUAGAUAUGUUGUUCUACUUCCCACUGCUGAUUACCAGUGAAGAGAAAAUGUCUUUUGCAGGCAAAGGCAAAGGCAAAUCCCAUGUUGUCAAAGAUGUCUAUAUAAGCACCACCAGGGAGGAAGAAGUCAGCCUGGCACAACUUGAGUUAUGUGUAGAGGACCAACUUCUACAGAUUUAGGAAUUUCUGAGGACUCAAUUCAAAAGUAAUGGAAAUCACUUUGGCAAGUUCAGACCGUGAGUAGAGCAACCAUCCCAGUAAAAUUUUUGCACUCCAGGGUACUGAGGUAAGCAGAGUUUUGUCUGAGAAGCACCAUGUGCACAUAAUGCAUUGCAUAGUUGAUGAUGUUAAAGAGGAGCCCAUCCAACACAAGGAGGGCUGAUGCAGGCAGUGCUCAGUCACGUGGUAAUGGUCCAGACAAAAGUAGGGCCCGACACAAAGAAAACUGGCAACAGAAUACAAAUGCUCAACCAGAGGACAUGUCCAGGUAAGUACAAAUUAAAUAAGUAAUCACUCACGAAUUAUAUCUGGAUGGUGUUCGUAGCAAGUAGAAAAUCAGAAGCACUUCCCAAAUAGAUGCUUAAAUGUUGCUGACAAUAUUUUUCUGCACGUAUCAUAGAGCACAUGUUGUUAGUGGUGCUUGAGCAAGUCUGAGGCUUGUUUAUGAGAAACCUUAGGGGUAGCCUUAGGAGGGAAACUUGGUGUCAGUGCUAAAGGAUCACACAGGAGCUGUCUGGGGGCAUUUCUAUGUACCACAUACAUCGGAGAAUCGUGUAUUUACUAAAAAGGGCUGUUUCUCCUGACUAGGUAUAAUUAGCUCUUUUUGAGCAGAAAGUGUUUCAUUUUCAGCAGAUGUGUCUCAUUCUGUUCCUUCUUUCCUGGGAGGAUGCGGAGGAAUGUGACUUAACCAUGGGGGAGUGAAGAAUGAUAUGGUGAAUAAAUAGCCAGCUACCAGGUUCAUAUGUAUUUCUCUGUCUGUUGUUGUGACAUACAGCUAAUGACAAAGCAAAAAAACAAGCUUUUUGUAAGCUUUGUAUUGCAUAACCCACAAAAGUCUCAUGUGUGUGGUCUGCGCUGGAGUCUCAGGCAAACCCUCCAGAAAGAGGCUGAAGGAGAAAGAGGCAGUCUCUCCCAAGUGAAAGGGAAGGCUUCUGUGUAAUGUGUGGCAUCCCAGGACCCACUCCUCAGCUUUUGUAGGCUCAUGUAGCCUCAGCUUUGGGUCCUUUCCAACCCUGUUAAAAUAUGUAUAUUCUCCAGCUGACUUACACAGCCCCUGAGCUGCACAAAAUCUGCCCCGUUCCCUUCCUUGGGUGGGGCCAGGGGACUGCUGAUGCUGCACCAGGGCUGAGGAGCAACAGGCAGGGACACUGAAGUCAGCAGUGACCUCACUGGGGGCACAGUCUCACCUCAGGUGCUGAACAGUUUUUUGAAUGAGGUGUGAAAGAGCUCACUGGGGUUUGGUUAUUUAUUUAUUUUUUUUAAGGUUAACUCACAAAGAAUCACCAUUUUAUGGGUGUCUAAAACAGCUGAUUUCACAUCUUUUUUUUGCAUUGCUUGCUGCUAUUUCUGGGACUUCAUGAAGAUAUGCAGCUGUCAGCAUCUGCCACUGAUUUACUGGCCAUAAAGAGAUUGUAAACUUGAACUAAUGCAUGUUCUAACCAUGUAUUAUGCAUGAUAGCAUGUUAUAUAUUUUAUUCUAACACUGUAAUAAAUAAUGUAAGUUGUGUGUAGAUGUAGUUUAAGUAGCAGAAGUAGUGCUUUUUCUUACUUUCAUAUCAUGUGUUGUCCAGAGCACUUUGCUGGAGCUCUGUGAGUGCCAUUAGCAGCUGGCAGCAUAGAAAUUGUUGAAACCAGUCAGGAAGUAUUUACUAAACUUGACAUUUUUCAUUAGAAUAUCAGAAAUAGUUAAACUUGUUUUCAUGAACCUACUUCAGUGCUCACAGUCACAAUUUUGUGUCCUGUUAUAAGGAAAACUUCACAAGUGUAAGAGAAUGACUUCAUUGACACAGGUAGUGUUGAGAUGCUGGCAGGGCAGCAGUCACAAGUUUUGAUAUCUGUGGCAUCUCUUUAAUGGGAAUUGCACAUGUAGAAGAGUAGCAAAGAUGCCAGCAGCUUUUUCAUAUUGUUGCUGCUGAAAAUAGUAUUUCUGAGGAUGGCUGGAGCAAAAAAUUGGGUGCUCACUGCUCUUUUGGCAGUUAAUCUGUCCCCUCCUCACACACAGACUCUCACACACAUCUGCAAACAUGAAGAGUGCCUACAGGGAAAGCCUUUUUUUCCAGAUAGUGGCAAGUCAGAACAAAGAAGACUAAUCUCUUAUGUGGCAAACAUAGGCUGUAGUACUUGUUGAUUCAUGUUUGUUCUGUAUGUUUUUGGAGCCUGUGUCUACAUUAGUGAGAAAUGAGCUCAGCUGGAUCAGCUCUGUAGCCUGAAACUGUUAGUGCUAAGUACUUGAUAACCACACCAUACACAGUCUCUAGUUUGGUCCCGUGGGCUGAAUGCGACAUCUUUUAGUUUUAUCAGAAAGGAAUCAAGUCCGUGGCCUGAGGAACGCUCCAUCAUGCAAUACAAACCUUGUUGAAUGGGGCUACUAUAAUGGUCUGCCCCUUAGGAAAGUGAAAUUUCUUUUAGCCCAUCUUUUGGAUAAAUAGAAGCCCUUUGGGUUUUACUUAUUUAUUUUUCCACAGUCUUUCCAUGAGUUCCCUCUUUUCAUAGGUAUUUUUCUUUCAAGUAUGAGAUCUGGUCCCUUCUGUCAGGUUAUGGGAGAUGAAAGCUCUUGAUUCCUCCUAAAAUGGCAUCCAAAUGUGGUGUAGGACCAUGUAAUCCAGUAUGGGAGCAACAUGGAAAGUUUGAUGAAGAGUUAAUCGUGAUUCCACUUGUGGAUGUGGUUUUAGCAUGAACAUGUUGAAUGCUUGCUAAUGUAUCCAUUGUUUUUUAUAUACAGCACCCCAUUCAAAAUUCCCUUCAUCAUUUUUCCAGGGUAUUUUUUGUUGUUGUGGUCUUCCAGUUAUAUCUGUAUAUGUGUGCACAUGUGCGUGUAUAUACAGUAUACAAUCCUUUUUCUGUUCUUAUACAGUUGCUACUAUAUGCUUCUAGGAAAAUGAUGUAGAAAGUUCGUGUUAUGCUACUUAUUACAUGUAUUCUUUGGUUGCCUUUUUGUAAUGCUGAACAGUGUAUUCAUAGCAGAUAUCAUUGUAGACUUAGAAAACUUUCAUGCAAUUUAUUUUAGAUGUUUUGCCAUGUGCUACAUGCUACUUAGUUUUUGCUCUCACUUGGAGAAUGUGCUUCUAUGUACUUGCUAAAUUGUGCCUGGGAUAUUUUAAAAAUAUGAAUAAAUGUAUACAAUUUUCCAAUA
Messenger RNA from Anas platyrhynchos (mallard), 8476 nucleotides. RefSeq names its product ST6 N-acetylgalactosaminide alpha-2,6-sialyltransferase 3 (gene ST6GALNAC3). NCBI's taxonomy places the organism in Eukaryota, Metazoa, Chordata, Aves, Anseriformes, Anatidae. Gene Ontology annotation, biological process: ganglioside biosynthetic process; oligosaccharide metabolic process. The record is from RefSeq and is a predicted model, not a curated record. Gene Ontology annotation, molecular function: alpha-N-acetylgalactosaminide alpha-2,6-sialyltransferase activity.